CACCAUACCAACUUGUAUCAAUCAAAAAAAGUUAAUACCGAAUACAACUGAUUGAUACAUGACACAAAAUUUUACGUACCAAUUAUAAUUGGUCGGAAAGAUCGAUAAAUACGGAUCGACAAUUAUUAUUUUCAAAUAAAAAUUUAAAACAAAAUCAAUAAUCUACAAAUUGCGAUUUCAUGGAUAUCAUCGAUCCACUCCGAAGGGUAUUUAACUAUCUCCGUCUCUUUAACUGCAGCGACUUAUCCAAAUUCCGGCCAUCGAUAUGUGCACUCUCGAAAAGCAAGGCAACAUCUUCUUCCUCACGUUGACCGGCGAUGGCGGCGAUGAACAUCGCCUCAAUCCUACUCUCAUCUCAUCCAUCCGAUCAGCUCUUUCUCAAGCCAAAUCUCAGUCAACUCCCGGCACCGUUCUUGUCACCGUCGCUCAAGGUAAGUUUUUCUCUAAUGGUUUCGAUCUCGUCUGGGCCAGAUCCGCCUCAGGAGGAUGUCCUUCCAAAGCCGUCGAUCUCCUCCGCCACAUGGUGAACCUCUUCAAGGAUGUAGUCGCCGACCUCCUCUCCCUCCCUAUGCCAACGAUAGCCGCCGUUACCGGCCACGCCGCAGCGGCGGGACUUCUGCUCGCGAUGAGCCACGACUACGUCCUGAUGCGGCGAGAUCGGGGGGUUUUGUACAUGAGCGAGAUCGAUAUCGGGAUGACGUUACCGGAAUACUUCACGGCUCUAAUGAGGUCGAAAGUGGCGAAGCCGGAAUCCCGGCGGGAUCUGUUGUUGCGUGGGAUGAGGGUGAAAGCAGAGGAAGCGGUGGCGAAGGGAUUAAUCGACUCUGCGCAUGACAACGGGGAGAAGGCGGUGGAGGCUGCUGUGCGCCUGGGGGAAGAGUUGACGAAGAGGAAGUGGGACGGCGAGAUAUACGCUGAGAUCCGGAAGUCGCUGUAUCCAGAGAUAUGUGGCGUGCUCGGCUUAACCAGUAAGUCAGUUGUAAAAGCUCGGCUUUGAAGGGGUGGAAAUGUUAUUUAUCAGAUUUAUAAGGUUGUUUUGUUGUGGGGGAAUAUUUGAGGGGGUGUGACUGCAUAACCUUUGAAUAAUGUUACCCAAAUUGAAAUAUAAACUUAAACUACUUUAAUUUUUCAAAUGAAACCAGAUAUAUAUUAAUGUA
Cynara cardunculus var. scolymus (artichoke) is the source of this 1157-nucleotide messenger RNA. Its product is annotated as enoyl-CoA delta isomerase 2, peroxisomal-like. Gene Ontology annotation, molecular function: delta(3)-delta(2)-enoyl-CoA isomerase activity; enoyl-CoA hydratase activity. The record is from RefSeq and is a predicted model, not a curated record. The coding region runs from base 266 to 997 and encodes 243 amino acids. The transcript has a single exon. Gene Ontology annotation, biological process: fatty acid beta-oxidation. NCBI's taxonomy places the organism in Eukaryota, Viridiplantae, Streptophyta, Magnoliopsida, Asterales, Asteraceae. Gene Ontology annotation, cellular component: peroxisome.